AAAUCGAUAAACUCAUGAGGACUAUACUAGCUCCGGAUCCAGAGAAGGGCUGGUCCGUUGUCCGGGGUGACCACCCCCUAGAUCCGCCGCUAAUGAGGAGAAAGGCUUUGAAUUUGGCAUUAUCUGUUGGCAUUUGUGGAAACACAGAAACGAAGAGGCAAUGGAGGGUCGAGCUUGCUCUGAAGCCGGCAUCAUCCGGCGGAUUCGUUCAUGGCUUAAGAUUUAUGAGCAAGCUAUGGUUAAUGAAUAGUCCAUCUCGGCCAGCACUUUGAGGCAUAGAGAAAACAAGCAGAUCUCGUGGCGUCCACUGGAAGAAGGCUGGAUCCAAAUUCAGACGGAUGGAUCACUCAUCUCUCCCACAAGCAAAGCUGCUGCUGGUGGCCUCUUGCGUGAUCAUCUUGGACAUUGUAAAGGUGCCUUUGUUUGUAACCUUGGUGCCUGUUCGAUUACUAACGCUGAGCUCAAGGGUGCAGCUGAAGGGUUGAAUUUGGCUUGGUCAAUGAGAUUCAAAAAAAAAGUUUCAUCUAAACCUUGAUUCCAUGACAGCCAUCAGCAUCAUCAACUCUGGAGAAGAUGAUCACAGACACAGCCUCCUCGCCAACCAUAUUAGAGAGUUAAUUGAUAGAGAAUGGGAAGUUAAAGUUUCUCAUGUGUAUAGGGAGAGUAAUUUUGCUGCUGACUAUCUUGCUUGUAUAGGGCAUGAUUUUCCUUUUGGCACAGAUCCUAUCGAUGUAAGCAACCCGAAACUGUGUUCGUGGCUCUCCUACGAUGUUAUGGGCAUCACCCAUGAUCGUUUUGUUUCUACGAAUUAGGAUGCUUGACAUCCGUCUUUCAACCAAAAAAACAAAUAGUGGUUGAUGGUUGAAUAGUUAGUUGGUUAAUGUUGAUAGAAUUAUUCACAUGCUAUAAUAUAUAAAAAAAUUUAUUUUAAUUUUAACAUUGAAUUUAUCACUAAUUAUUAAAAAACAAAUUAAUAUUGUAUGUGUGAGAACAUGCAAGCCACGAUUCUAUGCAAAGCGAGUGGGAUUUGUAUUGGUAGAAGAGCUGGUCAUUGUAAGUUAGGAAAACAGCGAGUGGGACAGCUAAGGUGUGUAUCAUGUGCAUGUACAAAAAGAAAUAGUUGAAUCUAUAUUGAGAAUUAGUUGUUGUGUCAGAAUGGCUUGACGUUAGUGCUGCGAUCGGAUCCCGUGUAUGUACAAAGACUUGGGUUUUGGAUCUGAAAACCAUCUGAUCCCAUUCUCUUGCAUCCUCUUCCUUCAUUCCUUUGCCUUUGGAGGGACGCCCCUUUUCCCCACUCUUCCAAACAUGGUAUUCAUUCUUGCUGAGUCAAUCCUCAAGAAAUUGGGUCCUCUAGCUGCUGAGCAAGCAGGUCUCCUCUGGAGCAUCGAGAGUGAGGUUGAGAAACUGGAGAGUACGGUUUCAUCCAUUCGAGCGGUGUUGCUGGAUGCGGAGGAACAAUCGGGUCUGAACCAUCAGGUUCGGCGCUGGCUCGACGAGCUGAAGCGGGUCCUUUAUGAUGCUGAUGACCUGCUGGAUGAUUUCUCCACGGAGGCUCUGUUGAAGCAGCAAAGGGAUCAUGGGAGUCGCUGUCUGGACGAGGUAUGCCUCUUCUUUACGCGUUCCAACCAAUUGGUUACUGGUCUUACGAUGGCUCAUCGGUUGAAGGCCAUUAGGACCAAGCUAGAUGAGAUUGAUGAGAAUCGAAAGAGGUUUAAACUUCAUGCGCACCUCCCGGAGCCGGCUGCUGCUGCUGUGAAUGUGAUCAAGCGGGAGAGGCAGACCGAUUCUUUCGCUCCUAUUGUGUUUGUCGGGAGAGAGGAAGAUAGAAAGAAAAUAGCUGGUAUGCUAUCAUCGACCAACGAUGAGCAGAAAAUAGAGGUUAUUCCUAUUCUUGGAAUUGGGGGUCUCGGCAAAACUGCUUUGACCCAAAGUAUCUACAACGAUGAGAAUGCGACUACUUGUUUUUCAUUGAAAAUUUGGAUAUGUGUUUCGGAUAAUUUCGAUCAAACAUUGUUGGUCAAGAAGAUGUUGGAGUCUAUAACCAAACAUAAAGCAGAAGAUCUUGACUUGGAUAUCAUGAAGAGCAAACUUAAGAAGGAAAUGGAUGGUCAGAGGUUCUUGUUAGUGUUGGAUGAUGUUUGGGAUCAUGGCGAUUAUAAGGGCAAUUGGGAUAGCUUGAUGAGUUUUUUGUGGAGUGUUGGGGAAGUUGGUAGCAAAAUUAUGGUAACUACUCGACUUGGAGAUGUCGCGAAUUACAUGGCAACAAAGGGGAUUAAACUACACAACCUAAUAGGUUUAUCUGAGCAAGAAUCAUGGUCUUUGUUUGAACAAAUAGCAUUUUCAGGUGAAGUAAAAGGUGGUGAAAGAUCUGUAAGCAUAGGGAAAGAGAUCAUGAGAAGGUGCGUGGGAGUUCCUUUGGCCAUAAGGGUGAUUGCGGGUUCCCUAGUGUCCAAGAGCAACACAGUUGAAUGGGAGGCUGUAAGAGAUAGGCAAGCACUGUUAGAUGGGGGUGAUGACGCAAAAAGGAUUUCAGCUACUCUUAGAUUGAGUUAUGACAACCUACCUUCUGAACUGAGACCGUGUUUUGUUUAUUGCAGCUUGUUUCCGAAAGAUUGUGAGAUUGAUGUGAAAAUGUUGGUGCAACUUUGGAUGGGGCAAGGGUUUAUCAAUACUAGUACAUCGUCAUCUGCUUCAUUUGAUGUUGGAGUUCAAUGUUUCAACCGUUUGCUAUCUAGGUUUUUUUUUCAAGAGCCGGAAAUUGAUGAAUUUGGGAGUGUAACAGCGUGUAAGAUGCAUGAUUUGAUGCAUGAUCUCGCCCUAGAAGUUGCAGGGGAGGAGAUGGUGGGUAUAGAAGCCUCAAAUUCAAUGGAAGGCAGUGUCAACUUUGAUAGGAUUCGACACAUAUAUUUAGAUUUUGAGGAAUAUAAAGCUACAAAUGCGUUGGCUAAAGCAACAAAACUGCGAACCCUUAUUUGUACAAAUGUGGAUUCUUUUUAUUUGGAGGGCAAAAGAGACUGUGGGAUGAUCUUCUCUAACAAUACUAGUCUAAGAGUUUUAAUUCUCGACAAUCCUGUAUUGAAGAGUGUGUCCCGCUCCAUUCAUAAAUUGACACAUCUCAGGUUCCUAGAUCUAUCUGGUAAUUCUAUGGAGGUGCUCCCUGGUGAGAUUAAGGUACUAGUAAAUCUACAAGUGCUCAUACUAGACUAUUGUCCGUAUCUCAAGCAAUUGCCACGAGAUAUUGUGAAAUUGACUAAUCUCGAGUUUCUUAGCCUCGUCGACUGUGGGAGUUUGGAACACUUGCCGCUUGGGAUCGGGCGGCUCACUCGCCUGAGAGAGCUGUCCAUAUUCUUAGUGUCGGCUGCAUCACACUGUUCACAUGGAGCAGUCGCUGCUAGAAUUAGCGAGUUGGAGCAUCUCGACAAUCUAAGCUGGAAAUUGAGGAUCGAACAUCUGGAAUUGGUGAAAGACGAGGCCGAAGCGAAGGUGGCAAGUUUGUUUAGGAAGCAACAUCUUCAAGCUUUGGAAUUGGAGUGGGGCGUUGCUGGUGGGGAUGUGAGGGUACUGGAAGCAUUGGAGCCGCACAGGAAUUUGAAGCGACUAACGUUGGAUGGUUACGGCGGGAGCAGUCUACCUAGCUGGUUCUCUAAUUCUCUACGGAAUCUGGUCUCUGUCCAUCUAUUUCGUUGCGGGGAACUGCAAUGCCUGUCGUUGCCAGGUCCGCUGGUGUCUCUUGAAGAAUUGAGACUGGAGUUUUUAGGCCGGUUGAAGUACAUAGAGAGUGACGGUGAGCAGUUUCUUCCCCGCUUGAAGUCUCUCCGGUUUGUCAGCUGCCCCAACCUGGUAAGCUGGAGAUCAACUACAGAGAUGGAAAUGCCGCAGUUCUCCAAUCUUUUCCAUCUAAUACUUCGUAAAUGCCCGAAACUGGUAUGGGUUCCUGAUUUUUCUGUGGAUAUUGAAACGGUUCUGCUAGAUAAUGUUGACUGCAAACUGUUGGACGAGUUUGUUGCGUCGCUUCCACCACCCAGCUCCUCUUCGCGGUUCAAGAAUCUGAAAAUCGCAGGGAUAAGGGGCCUUGGAAGUUUGCCGCAAGGUUUACUGCCAAAGCUUGCAUCCCUUGAAGCUUUGAGGAUAGAGGAUUGUCCGAACCUAACGAAUCUGUCUCCGCCGGCUACUUGUCAACAGCAACAUCUCACUUCCCUCCAGUUCUCUGCCUUUCCAAACCUCAAUCGCUUUGCUAUGGUGGAACUCCCAGGGAUGAAGUGUCUACCAGAGUGGCUUCAGCAUUCUUCUAAGUUGCGGUGGCUGUCGAUAUUCGGGUGUGGCGGUCUCGAGUGCUUGCCAGAGUGGCUACCCAAGCUCACAGCGCUAAGUAAUCUGGAGGUACGAGACUGUCGUUUUCUAUCAGCCAGAUUGAAGAGUAAAAUGGCUGAGGACUGGCCCAAAGUUGCUCACAUUGGGAAUAUUAAAAUCAAUAAAACCAGAGUUCAAGAGGACAGUAACUACUUGAGUGUAGAAGAAGAAGAGGAAGAGGAAGAGGAAGAGGAAGAAGAAGGAAUACCCCCGGCCAUUCAGUCCCCAAGCAGGAUGUGGUCAAAUUGCAUUGCGAGACUGACUUGUAACCUAUUUCAGAGAUGCUUUCUCGGCUAGCUACCAAGCGUUCUCUCGUCUAUGACACGUAUUUUGAUGCAUACCAACGAGCCUUAUCGCAACAUUUCCAUGAAUAUCCGACAAAUUAAUGAUUACUAUCAAAAUCUGCAGAGCCAUUUUGUGAGUGGCGUACAAGCUUAUUCUAUAUAUUUCUUGGCAACAGUUGCAUCGCUUGUUUUCAACCAUCUUGAACUUCCAUCUGAAGCGUACUAGUUUUGUUCUUCUUUAUUCCUUUCUUGUAAUUAAGCAUUGUUGUAUUUUGGAGUCAAUGCAUUUGUUUUUGCACCGGACAAAUAAUAUCUGUACUCUGUCAAUUAUUUAUCUGCCAUUUCCAAGACUGAACUUUCACAUCAGGCAUUUGGAUGGUAUCCGCUGAGUUCAACAAAAUUCUCUUGCAAUUUGCUUCUCAUUUUGCCCUCAAAUGAAAGCUUGUCGAUGAGGCUGUGCUGUGAAUGCUGAUCAAUUGGGCGAGAAGUAUGGUGGAAAGAUGAAUAAAAGAUCAAAGAUAGGCUGAUAAUCAGUUAUCUGGAAUCUAUGAUGCAACUCCUUUCUUAUGCAUACCCCAAAUUCUUCAUUGCCCCUUCGGCUCCAAGUUUUGAUGAGCCUCCUGUAAAUUACGACCAGUUAUGGCCAAACUAGAGGUGGCAAAUGGAUUGGAUCCAUGGAUUCAAUGGAUUGAUGGAUUCAUGGAUUGGAUCAAAUGGAUUGGUGGAUCAUCCAUGAAUCCAAAUGACAUCCUCAACCUUGGACCAAUAUGUAAAAUGUGAAAAGUUUAUGUACUAAAAUGUCAAUGAAAAU
Molecule: messenger RNA, 5445 nt
Organism: Linum trigynum
Lineage: Eukaryota; Viridiplantae; Streptophyta; Magnoliopsida; Malpighiales; Linaceae
Source: the annotation of a GenBank genome assembly